Molecule: messenger RNA, 1601 nt
Organism: Owenia fusiformis
Lineage: Eukaryota; Metazoa; Annelida; Polychaeta; Sabellida; Oweniidae
Source: the annotation of a GenBank genome assembly
UUUGCCUGUCAACUUUUGUAUUGCAAAGAUGGGGUUUCUUUCAGACCACAAAUGGCAUGCCUGCUACAUGUACUUGCUCUGUCUUGCUUUAAUUGUCAUCACAGAGGCUCAAAGAUGGGAAAACCAUGACCCUUGGAAGAUUGGGGAAUUUGAGCUUAAUGUCAAAAUUAUGAUUGACACUGAGAGAUCAAGUCUUAGUGAUUUUGUAAUGGAGAAGGAGUUGACCCAACCAUGUAAGGAAACCAAGAUUCUUUUGGUAGCAGGAAUCAGAGAGCUUUCAACAAGAGAAUUCCAUCUAAAUGAUGAAUUGACUGAAAUCAUGAGGAUGACAAUGAAAGAUAUGAAAACAUUCAAAAAUAUCAAGAAUUCACUGCAGGCAAUCGUGCACAAAAACCUGGAUAUGAUGCAACCAAGGUUGGCAUGGUAUUACAACCAUAAAGAAUGCAAACAAGAUGAAAAUGGCGACUAUUGUUUCACCCAAGUUGAUUAUACAUUAAAGUUCUUUAACACAUACAAACUAAAAGGACAAAAACAAAUGAAGAAAGUAACAUUUAAGGACUAUUUUCAAUACAGGAUUAAAAGAAAUUCGACGAAAGCAAAAUCAGAUUCAUAUCAUGCUAAAGGAAAAAAACAUAUAACAAUCGUCAUAAAACAUGUAUUCACAGAGAAAAGUAUUGUAAGCUCACUGGCAUAUAACAUAUGGACAUUUUUCUUUGGCAAAGCAGAAGAUAUUGAUGACUCAAUAAUGAUCAUCAUACCAAGUUUUGAGAGCACAACUGAACAUGACCAAAAGGUGGCACACUUAUGGAAAAACUUUGACCCGUGGAAGAUCAGGGAAUUUGAGAUUACAGCUCGAUUUGAGGUGGAACCUGAGAGAUCCAGACUUAGUGGUAAUCAGAUUGAGGAGGCACUGAAACAACCUAGCAAUGAAGCAAAACAUCACUUGAUAGAAGAUCUCAGAAACCUUACUCAUUUGGAAUUUCAUCCAAAUGAUGAAGUAACCAAUAUUAUUAAACAGAUGCUAAAGGGCUUUAAAACAUUUACAAAUAUUAAGAAUUCUCUUAAACUGGUAGUGCAUGAAAGCCUAAACACCAAACAACCAAGAUUAGCAUGGUUUUAUGAUCGCAGUGAGUGCUCUAAGGAUGACACUGGGGACUACUGUAUGACUCGUGUUAAUGUAGAAUUGAAGCUUAUUAUACCUAACAAAAAACAAAAUGUUAAACAAAAAGAAAUGACAUUUGAAAAGUCCUUUAUCUAUGGGAUUACAGCAACACCCUCUGAAGCAUCGGAUCUAUCUGAUAGAGUAAGAAAACCACUAUUUGUCAAGAUCAGACAUAGUACAGAGAUGAGUAUGAUAGUAUUGCAACCUCUUUGACGUAUUAUGUAAAGAAACUGUUUUUGUUUUUCACUGGUAAAUCACAAAAGGAUGGUACAGUAAGGAUCUAUUUAAACAGGAUAGCCGAACCUGAGGACAAAACUUGUGCCAAUCGGAAAACUGAGAAAAGUGUCACUUCUGCAUAUAAUAUAUUCACAGUAAUAGGUAUUAUUGUAAUAGCAGUUUCGAUCAUUACGAACAAAUAUUUUUAUAUUAAUUGUUCCAU